AAAAGUGCCCGUUCAUCAUUUCAGCCCUCUACACGCUGAUUUUGAAGGCACGACCGGAAGUACGUUCAAUCCUGUCAUCAAACAGAGGAAGGCAGUCAUCACUGAGGUCAUCUGCUUCAAGGAGUACCUGCACGCUAACGUUACCUGUGGUGUUUUAGCAAGAAAUCAAAUAGGAUGUCUGGAGAUUUGCCUCUGAAUAUCAACAUUAAAGAACCACGAUGGGACCAGGGCACGUUUAUGGGCCGAGCUCAGCACUUCUUCAUGGUGACGGACCCCAGAACCGUGCUGCUGUCCAGUGAGGUUUUAGAGGAUGCCAGAGUUACUGUGGAGAACUACAGGUUGGGAAUCACGAAGCCUGGGCUAACAGAAGAUCAACUAUGGAGGGCCAAAUACAUUUAUGACUCUGCUUUCCACCCAGACACAGGAGAGAAAAUGCUGCUAAUUGGACGCAUGUCUGCACAAGUGCCCAUGAACAUGACCAUUACGGGUUGCAUGCUUACCUUUUACAGGACAACCCCAGCAGUGGUGUUUUGGCAGUGGGUAAACCAGUCCUUCAACGCCAUCGUCAACUACACUAACCGCAGCGGAGAUGCGCCAAUCACAGUGAAUCAGCUUGGAGCAGCUUAUGUUAGUGCUACCACUGGAGCUGUAAUAACAGCCCUUGGACUGAAGGCCCUGACCAAGAGCUUGCCAGCUAUUAUGGGGCGUUUUGUUCCAUUUGCUGCAGUGGCAGCUGCAAACUGUAUCAACAUACCCUUCAUGAGACAAAGAGAGCUGAAGUGUGGUAUUCCUGUUACUGAUGCUGAGGGAAACCGUCUCGGAGAAUCAAGUAAAGCUGCUCAGCAAGCCAUCGUACAGGUGGUGGUGUCUCGUAUCGGCAUGGCAGUGCCAGCCAUGGCUAUUCCUCCAGUCAUCAUGAAUGCCUUAGAAAAGAAGGCCUUCAUGAAGCGGUUCCCGGUGCUCAAUGCCCCUGUACAAGUUGGACUUGUUGGACUCUGUCUGGUGUUUGCCACUCCACUGUGCUGUGCUCUGUUCCCACAGAAGAGUUCUAUGAAGGUGAGCAGCCUGGAGCCGGAGCUUCAAGAGAGGAUACGACAAAACAAUCCUCACAUCACCAGUGUUUAUUUUAACAAGGGUCUGUAAUCAGGUCUAGGUUGAUGCCCUCCACUGCACUGGAGGUUAGUGGGCACAACUUGAAGAGUAGAACAUAUUUAUUGUUGUUUUGCUGUUCUGAGUUAUAUAUUUUUUGUCAGUUAUACCCAUGUUAUCGUACUAUCCAAAAUGAUUAUAUGUACAGUGAAGGUCAGAACUUGCUGCUGGAUUUAGUUUAAGAUGCUUGAACGUUAACUGCUGCAUUGCUUUACGCCUCCAUCUAGUGUUGACUGCACACGCAUAGACUUAUUUCCCAGUAUAUUAAUUUACAGGUUUGUGGCUCAAAUGUCUGACUAACUUCACACUACCAUGUGCGUUAUUACUAAAGACAGUUACAGAAAUUAGGUUUUUUAAACUUUAUUCUGCUAGAAGGAGUAUUUCCACCUUUCUCCACUCCACUAUGUGCCCAUUAAGUGCACUUAUGCAGUGAAUGCAGUGUGCAUUCACCUGUAUGUAUUACAAAAGAAACCCUAAGAUGUGCAAACACUCCUUCAUGAGCGCAUCAAAAUGCUAAUUAUUGGGAUUUCAUGGUUAUCACUUCCUGUAGGUCACACUUCAUUAUUUCUGUUUAAGCCUCAUAGAGGUGUGGUUUGAAUUAGUCACAAAUGUCUCCGAGAUAUUUGGUUGUGUGGAUUGUAGUUCGUGUACUGAAUGGUCAAAAUAAUAUUUAUUGAAAUAUUUAAUACUUAUUACCAUUUGUGAUUGUAUGAAUAAUUUCCCCAAAUAGGACAGAAUGUGUCUGGGCUAAAAGAAAGAAGCACAACAUAUGUCAGGCUGCAAGAGCAAAUUAUAAGAUCAGAGUUUGCUCAUGUUUGAUAGAUGAAAAAUGCUUGUCAUGGGGUAAUCUAUUAUGUGUUUUUAUAUAUAUAUAUAUGAGAUGAUGUCAGUCGUAGUAUCUGUAGUAUAUGAUAUAACGAUUAUAAGUUCACUAGCCUCUGGUCCUGAAACCUGAGCACAUAAGAUCAAACUUGUUUUCCCUGACGUAUUGUGCUACUGUUAUGGUAUGUAUUUUUUGUUGUUUGGUUCCUGUUGUUUUUGUGGAUUAAGUUAACAAACCUUUACAGUGUUUUUGCCAUCAGACUUCAACAACACUGUCGUUAUUCACAUCAUGUCCUCUAAGAGGCAGUAGAGAUCUGUUGUUUUCUCCAUUGAAGGCAAAUCAUUUAGCCUAAUACCUAAGCACAUUGUUAUGUAAGCAUAUCGUUGAAAAAGGAAGCCCAGUUGAAAGCAGUCAGUGAUUGAUGCUUGCUUUAUUUAAUGCACAAAUUCCCUGUUACUAUGAUGAUAGUACAAAAAAAUGUCUAGAUUUGAUAUAGAAGUGUUGGAUAUGUUAUACGGAUAUGACUAUUUGAUUGUGAUUUAUACAGAACUGUCUGAUUUCUUCCGGGAAUGUCCUGUUACAAAAAGUAUCACAGACUAGUGUCAAGACUCGUUCUUCCUUUGAAAAUGCACAAUGCACCAGCACACAAAGUUCAGUUGGUUGUGUAAUGCUCACCAGUGUCACAAUGCUUUAUAGUGAUGCUCAACAUAAUAAACACAGAAUUACAAACUUAAAUCGACAGACAUUAUACUGUCGGUACUGCCAUAGCAUCCUCAAACCACACUGACCCAGCUUACUGUCUGUAAUAUCAGCAAUACAACAAAUUAUUUAGCAAAGGUGGCGUUUCAAGAUCUUGCAGAUAUUUUAUGAUUGUAAAUUGCACUAGACCACUGACAAUGUUUAUUGGAUGUACCCACAAUGUUAAAAUUAACAAUAUUAUGAUAAUGAAUGGUCAUAUAUAAUUUUCUUUAUAAUUAUAAAAUGAUUGUUGUCCAUCAAUUAAUCAUAUAUAGAUAGUAAUAGAUUAAAUAAAACAUUUUGUCACACCAAAUGCAUUUGGCAAUUUACAAAAAUCAGACCACGCCAAAGAAAAUGAAGAAUGACUGCAUAUAUGCUUGAUGCUUAGAGCACAUCUUGAUAAGUCUUCUAUAGUGUGGAAAGUGCAGUAAAAGGUGUGAUGUAACUUGCAUGUAAAUGUUGCACCAGGAAGACCCACUUCAGCACAAUUAUUAUGGUUAUUAUUGGUGCUUGUUUUAUUUUUCCAGCAUUUUAUAUUGUUUUGUUAAAUCCUUGUGUAUUUGAUCUGGUACAGUGUAAUAAAGAUAUUAAACUAUG
Carassius gibelio (silver crucian carp) is the source of this 3307-nucleotide messenger RNA. Its product is annotated as sideroflexin-1-like. The coding region runs from base 175 to 1143 and encodes 322 amino acids. NCBI's taxonomy places the organism in Eukaryota, Metazoa, Chordata, Actinopteri, Cypriniformes, Cyprinidae. Gene Ontology annotation, molecular function: monoatomic ion transmembrane transporter activity. The transcript has 11 exons. The record is from RefSeq and is a predicted model, not a curated record. Gene Ontology annotation, cellular component: mitochondrial inner membrane. Gene Ontology annotation, biological process: serine import into mitochondrion; monoatomic ion transport.